CCUUUCUUAUGGUUUCUGGUUUUAUGUAGGAAGACUUGUUCUUCGUAGGUCUGGGGAAAAUAUUUAGUUAUUUACUUCAAUGGGUGGUUCAGGGAAAUGGGUGAAAUCUCUUAUUGGUCUCAAGAAGAAUGAAAAAGAUGACCAAGUGUGUGGGAAGAGUAAGAAAUGGAAGUUAUGGAGGAGUUUUUCUGGGGAAAUGGAGUCUUCAUGGAAGAGUUCUAAAGGAAAGUUCAGAGGAGAUAAUGGAGGAUCCGAGUCCUCACAGAGUUCUGAUGCUUUAAGUGCUGCAAUGGCUGCUGUUGUUCGAGUUCCUCCUAAAGAUUUCAGGGUCGUGCGGCAAGAAUGGGCUGCUAUUCGCAUCCAAACUGCUUUUCGUGGCUUCUUGGCAAGAAGGGCAUUGAGGGCUUUGAAGGGAAUCGUGAGGAUCCAAGCCUUCGUUCGUGGUCGACAGGUGAGGAAACAGGCUGCCGUUACGCUCCGGUGCAUGCAGGCUCUGGUUCGAGUCCAGGCUCGAGUCAGAGCUCGGCGUGUGCGAAUAUCCAUAGAGGGUCAGGCGGUUCAGAACCUGGUCGAUGAACACCGCAGCAAGGCCGAUCCCUUGAAACAAGCUGAGGAGGGAUGGUGUGACAGUAAAAGAACAUUGGACGAUGUUAAAACCAAGCUACAAUCGAGACAGGAAGGUGCAUUCAAGCGAGAACGAGCUCUUGCUUAUUCACUUGCACAAAAGCAAUGGAGAUCGAAUCCGGAUUCAGUUUCAGUUCCAUAUCUCAAAAAUCAAAUGUUUGACAAGAACAGUUGGGGAUGGAGUUGGCUCGAACGUUGGAUGGCAGCCCGACCAUGGGAAUCUAGAUUGAUUGAACAGUCACAAUCCGACCCUUCGGAGCCAACUCCGCCACCGAAACAUUGUUCGGAAUUACGAAAGACUACGAGUCCGUCCGAACAAUGUUCGGUGAAAGUCAGAAAGAACAAUAUCACCACCAGGAUAUCAGCAAAGCCUCCCCAUAUUGGACAAGCUACUAGAUCAUCUUCAAGUCCGAGUUCCGAAUUCCGAUUCGAGCAGAGCUCCGCUUCGUCUUCAGACAGAACCGAUAAGACCAGCAACCGUAGGCCAAGCUACAUGAACUUGACGGAGUCUACCAAGGCAAAACAAAGAGCAACAAACCAUGCGUUGAGGAGAAUGCACAUGCAGUCCAUGGAUGAGUUUCAGUUUAAGAGAUCAGGUGGUUUUUAUGAUGGGGAUUCAAAAAGUAGUGUUGGUUCGGAUCCUACGGUUCAUAUGUCUCGACCACUGUAUCCGCCUACAACUACAAGAUUGGAUAAAAGCUCAAUGUAAUGUAAACCCUUGGUGUUCUUCUUUUUAGUGAGAUGUGGCAAACACUUUAUUUAGGUAGAGUUUAGUUCGAUGUAUUGUUUAUGAGGGAAUUGGAAU
Hibiscus syriacus is the source of this 1429-nucleotide messenger RNA. Its product is annotated as protein IQ-DOMAIN 1-like. The coding region runs from base 80 to 1333 and encodes 417 amino acids. The transcript has 5 exons. The record is from RefSeq and is a predicted model, not a curated record. Gene Ontology annotation, molecular function: protein binding. Lineage: Eukaryota; Viridiplantae; Streptophyta; Magnoliopsida; Malvales; Malvaceae.